Trachymyrmex cornetzi is the source of this 1006-nucleotide messenger RNA. RefSeq names its product hydroxypyruvate isomerase-like protein Gip (gene Gip). The coding region runs from base 218 to 1006 and encodes 262 amino acids. NCBI's taxonomy places the organism in Eukaryota, Metazoa, Arthropoda, Insecta, Hymenoptera, Formicidae. Gene Ontology annotation, biological process: glyoxylate metabolic process. The record is from RefSeq and is a predicted model, not a curated record. Gene Ontology annotation, molecular function: hydroxypyruvate isomerase activity. The transcript is spliced from 6 exons.
ACAUAUAUCAAUUUUUAUAUCAUGUGCAUAUCAGUUUUUAUGCUAAUCUAUUUUUUCCAGCGUGCAUAUUCGUAACAAAGACAUAAAUACAGACGUCAAUAGACGUGCCGAGGAAGUUUAUAUCACGAAAAUAUUUUUUUCUAAGAAAUAACCUUUACUUAUGUUUACUUUAUAAUUCAAAGAUAUUUAUGCCUUUUAUGAUCAGAUAACUGUUGUCAUGGCUUUAAAAUUUGCCAGUAAUCUGUCUUUUAUGUUUACUGAGGUUCCUAGUAUUAUUGACAGAUAUCAAUUGGCCAAGCAAGCUGGAUUUAAAGCAGUUGAAAGUGGAUUUCCAUUUGGUUUCUCCGUUCAGCAAGUUGCCACAGCUAAAAAGAAGGCUAAUAUUGACCAAAUACUUUUGAAUGUAUUCACAGGUGAUGUCACAAAAGGAGAAGUAGGCUUUGCUGCCAUUCCAGGUGAAGAAGAAAAUUUCAAAAAAAGUAUCGAGAAAACAAUAGAAUAUGCAAAUGCUUUGAACUGUAAAAUAAUUCAUGUAAUGUCAGGAAAAGUGGAGGCUCCCACUGCUGCUAAUGAUAUGGUUUAUGAAAAAAAUCUAUUGUAUGCUAUCGAAAAGUGUAAAAAAGAAGACAUUGUUGUUGUCAUUGAACCAAUUAAUAAUUAUAGUGUACCAAAUUACUACAUGAAUAAUUUUCAGAAAGGUUUAGAUUUAGUGAAAAAAAUAAACAAUGCACACUUCAAGCUAUUGAUGGAUAUCUUUCAUUUACAACAUUGUUGUGGUAAUAUUACAAAAUGCAUUCAAGAUUUUUUACCGUACAUAGGUCACAUUCAAGUAGCUCAAGUUCCUGAUAGACAUGAACCAGAUACUCCAGGAGAGAUUGAUUAUAAAUAUAUCUUGUCUUUAUUAGAAACAACUGGUUAUACUGGCUAUGUUGGUCUGGAAUAUCGGCCAAAAUCAUUAACAGUGGAAGGGUUAAAUUGGAUUAAAAGAUACGGUUACACUUUGUAA